Prorocentrum cordatum is the source of this 333-nucleotide messenger RNA. The record is from the annotation of a GenBank genome assembly. Lineage: Eukaryota; Dinophyceae; Prorocentrales; Prorocentraceae.
AUGGCCUUCGAGUUGGCCGAGUUCCGUCAGGGGCCGUUUCAGGGCUUGCACAUCGCCACGGAUGGCUCGGCUCGGAAGGACCUAGAGGAGACGCACUCCCAAUGGGUUCUCGUCAAGCUCCAGGUGGCCAAUAAUGCGCGAUCAUCUACCGCCAGGUUCACUCACGGCACGGCUGGCAAGAUCAGAACGGCUGGGGCCAACGCGCUGCGCAUCCAGAUGGCUGCUCAGAAAGCGCGCAUUAUGGGGUUCCAGGAGACCAGAACCCCAGAAGGAUCCAGGAAGGCGGGCGGCUUCCACACCAUAUCUUCUGGGCGCGACGGCAAGGGUGUAGAG